Messenger RNA from Rhodotorula graminis WP1, 1167 nucleotides. RefSeq lists its product as uncharacterized. The record is from RefSeq and is a predicted model, not a curated record. Lineage: Eukaryota; Fungi; Basidiomycota; Microbotryomycetes; Sporidiobolales; Sporidiobolaceae. Bases 1 to 1167 code for a protein of 388 amino acids. The transcript is spliced from 6 exons.
AUGGCUCGCCCUAGCUCGAGCGACACCUGCCUGGGGCAGCUCGAAGCCCUAUUCACGUGGCUGCAAGACCCGUCCAUCCGGCACCUCAACAAGAGGAGCCGCGAGAAGGAGCACGCCAAAGGUCGGCUCGACCAGAACACGAACCGCAACCUGAGCCUCGCUCGGACCAACUUUGUCGCAGGGUGGGGCACGCUCUUGCCGUGGGUGCGCGAGGGAGCCGUCGAAACGCUCCUCGCCGCCUACUGUCGCUCGCGCGCCUGCCGCACCUCGUACUCCCACUACGACAAGCUCACCUACAGAACCCUGUGCGGCCCGAUCGGCCGGUUUAUCGAGCAGCGCGAAGCCGAGCUGGCAGCCGAGGAGAACGACGCAUCGCCCUACGUCCAGGUCGUCGAGCUCGUCCGAGCGAUCGAGGUCGCCAGCUCGUACUCGAGCUCGCCCACCGAUCCCGACGCGGUACGACUAUGGGCAACAGCGUUCAUGAGCGCUUCGGGCAUCACGCGGGUCAAGCUCGAGCGGCUCAAGGCGGAGGCCCAGCGCGAUCUCGUCUACGAGGUGCGGGUCGUCCUCGCCGGCGUCAAGGAGUGCAUUCACGCCGGUUGGUCGCUGGACCGCGUCCUCCUGUCCGCCGACAUCGUCUUCUCGCGCGCAUACGCUGCGACGCAGCCGCCCUCAACCCGGUUCGACAAGCUCGUCAACAUUCUCGACUGCCUCAUCAUCCUGUACCGUUCCUCUGCCAACACUGCGGCCGAUGUCGAGCAGCUCGAGAAGGCCCGAGCGCUUCUCGACCACCGCAUGCCCGUCGGCGUGCACCCGGUCGUCCUCACUCGGCGGGUCGGCGAGGUGCAUUUUGCCGGUUUGCCGCUCGAUCAGCAGGUUGCCGCCGUCGAGAACGCGAGGGACCUCCUGUUCAGCAUGUGCCGCGAGCACCACGAGCAGAAGCCCCUGCCCUCGAGUUCAGUCCUUCUCGAGCACUUCUUCGCGGCCCUUCAACAUCCCGAGCUCCUUCGCGGCGCCCGCCUUGGUCUCGAGCAGAACGCAGCCUACUCGUCAUCAUCGCCGCCGUCGCCCGCGCCGCUCGUCGACUCGACCUGGCCCGCAUAUCUCGCGCAACGCCCAGACUGGCGGCUCCCGAGGGCGGCACAAACGCCGCACCACUACUCGUAG